This is a messenger RNA of Galeopterus variegatus (Sunda flying lemur), 2499 nucleotides long. It is a transcript of the gene KCTD6, whose product is annotated as potassium channel tetramerization domain containing 6. Gene Ontology annotation, molecular function: cullin family protein binding. NCBI's taxonomy places the organism in Eukaryota, Metazoa, Chordata, Mammalia, Dermoptera, Cynocephalidae. The transcript is spliced from 3 exons. Bases 647 to 1360 code for a protein of 237 amino acids. The record is from RefSeq and is a predicted model, not a curated record. Gene Ontology annotation, biological process: ubiquitin-dependent protein catabolic process; protein homooligomerization.
GAAUUUGACAUUUGUUCCGUUCCUCGCCCUGUGGCAUGUGGAUGCCUAUCUGCAUUCAACUGCCUAGUGUAAAGAAUAAAAAAUGACUGCACAUCCUUUAGCCCACAUUUUUGCUUGUUUGCUUUGAAGAAUUUGCAAGGUGGAGAAAUAGAUGUGCUUCAGGCUCUGAUUUCAGCCCAUGCUGUGCUAUGCAAAUGUUCUCUACAUGCCUGAGUGACCUUUUGAGAAAGAGCCUUUGUGAUCUUCUGUAGCCAGGGCUUGUUCUGGAAAUUGUGUGCCAGAUUCUUCUAAAAGUGGGAAAAGUGGAUCUGUUCAACAGCUAUGUAGAAAAGCCAAUGCUUUUCCUGGAUGAAUACCGAUAAGUCCAUGUUUUUUACCAUCUCUUGCCAGUGCUUUUGAAAUUUGCUCUGCAGUUUGCUUUGCAAUGAAGUGUGUGAGAGGGAACUGACUAAGGCAUUUCAGUAGCUGGGAAACUGUUUCUUUAAGUACUUUUGAAUUGUGGAUAAAAAUAAACUCAAACUGGCAUCAGUAGUAUCUAGGCGUUUAUCAGUGUCUUAAGGCUCCUCUCCGUGAGUGCUGGCUGAUUGACCCUCAGCCAGACUGUUUUUCUGGCACCUGGGCUCCUGAAGACGCAGCGCUGGAGCAGAUGGAUAAUGGAGACUGGGGCUAUAUGAUGACUGACCCAGUCACGUUAAAUGUAGGUGGACACUUGUAUACAACGUCUCUCACCACAUUGACACGUUACCCGGAUUCCAUGCUUGGAGCUAUGUUUGGGGGGGACUUCCCAACAGCUCGAGACCCUCAAGGCAAUUACUUCAUUGAUCGAGAUGGACCUCUUUUCCGAUAUGUCCUCAACUUCUUAAGAACUUCAGAGUUAACCUUACCCCUGGACUUUAAGGAAUUUGACCUGCUUCGGAAAGAGGCAGAUUUUUACCAGAUUGAGCCCCUGAUUCAGUGUCUCAAUGACCCUAAGCCUUUGUAUCCUAUGGAUACUUUUGAAGAAGUUGUGGAGCUCUCUAGUACUCGGAAGCUUUCUAAGUACUCCAACCCAGUGGCUGUCAUCAUAACCCAACUAACCAUCACCACCAAGGUCCAUUCCUUACUAGAAGGCAUCUCAAAUUAUUUUACCAAGUGGAAUAAGCACAUGAUGGACACCAGAGACUGCCAGGUUUCCUUUACUUUUGGACCCUGUGAUUAUCACCAGGAAGUUUCUCUCCGGGUCCACCUGAUGGAAUACAUUACAAAGCAAGGUUUCACAAUCCGCAACACCCGAGUGCAUCACAUGAGUGAGCGGGCCAAUGAGAACACAGUGGAGCACAACUGGACUUUCUGUAGACUGGCCCGGAAGACAGAUGACUGAUCUCCAACCCUGAGAGAAGUUCUUGGAAACUGACUCUCCAGGAAAUGGAAGAGACUUUUUUUUUCUUUAAAUCACAGUGUGGGAUUCUUUUUUAAUCAUUAUUUGUAUUUAUUUGAAGACAUUGAGGACCAGAAGAAAGUUUUGUGCUUAGCAGACUCCAUGUUUUGUUCCCUUCACCCUGAGUAUGCAUGUGCCUGUACAGAGUUUCCAGAUACCUUUUUUAUAAAAAGAAUCAUUAUGGUAUAUAAUCUGCCCUUAACGGAGCUUUUUUUAUUACAGUGCUAAAAUGAUUUCUGAUAAAAAGGUCCCUAACUCAGCUAGAAGGCUAAAGAUACAAGCAUGAAAGAAUAAGCAGAGUACUCAUGAUGCCUUUGAGAACAAUCAAAACAUCAUGUAGGGUGACCUGGUUUUCAAACCAAUAAGAAGUAUUGUAAUAUUAAAGGAAAACUGUUCCUAUCAUUUAAAAGUACUUGUUAAGUACUGCUUUUUACAGUUAUUAUAACUGUUUCUUUCUAUGCAUAUAAAUCAAGCAACCAAAUAUCUGUAGCCAUGGAAAUGUCUGACUAGAAAUAUUUAUAUUGGAUUCUGAAUACAAAAUGUCCCUGUGGUAGAAAUCUUACUUCUUAUGCCUGGUGCAGUAUAAUUCCCAAGUGUACUGUCUACCAGGAAAAAAAAAAAAAAAACUAAUAAAAAAAUGAAAUAUGAAUAUUAGGUUUGUAUUUAUUAUUACUUAAGGGGGAAAAUCUUACUUCUUGUCUAAAGUAUACGUUGUUUUAUGUCCCAAUAUAUAUAUAUAUAUACUGCCUAUAGUGCAUUUGUAUUUGAUUUGAGAGGACCUUAGGUUGCAGUUAAUAAGAAUGCUAUGGUGUCAUUGAAGCAGGGGGGGCUAGAAUUUUGUCUAAAAGAAUGCAUAUUUGAGUGGUUAAUAUACAGUUUGACAAAUCUUUUCAAAUAGGACUUAAUGUUGAAGAUUAUAGAUUUUUCUUCAAUUGUCAUAGCUCUGAAUGUGACCAUUAUUUCAGCUUUGUGAUAAGCACAGGGACAAAUUUACUCUUUAGCUACUUUUUUCUAGUGUAUUGUGGUGACCCACAAAUAUGUUUAUGAGAAGAAAUAAAGUACAGUGAAUGAAGAAUCUGGAA